AUGGCUUCUUUGGCUUCACACAAGUGCCUGUUGUUCUCUUUGGUGAUCUUCGGCAUUUGGGUUUCGGUCUCUACCGCGUCUCGAUAUCUGAGUGAAGCGUCCAUGGUUGACAGGCACGAGAAAUGGAUGGCUCAGCACGGGCGGGUCUACAAGGACGCAGCAGAAAAGUUGCACAGGUUCAAGAUAUUCAAGGCCAACGUCGAGUACAUUGAAGCGUUUAACUCUGCAGGAGUGCACAAGUACAACCUCGGAGCUAACCAGUUUGCUGAUCUGAUGAACGAGGAGUUCAGGGCCUCCUAUAACGGGUUCAGGCCUUCGAAGUCAAUUGUAGGGAAGGCGGCAGACCGAAGCAGCUUCAAGUAUGAGAAUUUUACUGCAGCUCCGGCGAGCAUGGAUUGGAGGACCAAGGGUGCUGUAACAUUAGCUUCCUAG
Molecule: messenger RNA, 432 nt
Organism: Asparagus officinalis (garden asparagus)
Lineage: Eukaryota; Viridiplantae; Streptophyta; Magnoliopsida; Asparagales; Asparagaceae
Product: senescence-specific cysteine protease SAG39-like
Exons: 1
Coding region: 1-432 (143 amino acids)
Source: RefSeq, a predicted model, not a curated record